AUGGGGCUGUUCUGCAGAGGGGCUGGGCUGCGCAUGGGCUGGCAUGGCCACACAGGCUCCCGGACUAUACAAGGGCUCGGCCGCACGUGUGUCUUUGCAGGUAUGAGCCCGGCCUCUGUGACCCUGGCCAGUGCCCUCCAGGUCCGGGGUGAAGCUCUAUCUGAGGAGGAAAUCUGGUCCCUCCUGUCCCUGGCGGCUGAGCGGCUCCUGGAGGACCUUUGCGAUGAUUCCUCGAACUAUGUGGUCUGCCCCUGGUCAGUCUUGCUUUCUCCGACCGGAAGUCUUUCCUUCCAAGACCAUGUUUCCCAUAUAGAGGCAGCUCCUUUCAAGGCCCCUGAGCUGCUACAGGGACAGAGCGGUGAUGAGCAGCAUGACGCAUCUCAGAUGCAUGUCUAUUCUUUGGGACUGACUCUCUACUGGUCAGCGGGGUUUCACGUUCCACCAAAUCAGCCCCUGCAGCUUUGCCAACCCCUGCACUCCAUCCUGCUGACCAUGUGCGAAGACCAGCCUGGCAGGCGGCUGCCGCUGCAGUCUGUCCUGGAAGCUUGUCAGAUUCAUUGGGAAGAAGCGGCUGUCCACCCAACUUCUGCCAAUCUCCACGUCAGACAGCUGGUCGGCUUGGUCCUGGGCACUAUCUCUGAGGUGGAGAGGAGGGCCGUGGAGGAGAGCUCCUCUGGGCAGCGAGACAGAAGCCACCUGCUCAGGAACAGGCUGCAUCGAGCGAGCUGUGAGAGCCAGGCGGCGUGGGCUCUGGGGUGUCCGCGUCACUGCAGAGUUUCAGAGAGAAGCACAGAGACCCAGAGCUCCCUGGAGCCCGGACUGAACACCUCCGCGCACGGUCGCUGUAGCGUCGCUGUGAACAGCGCCCUUCCAACUCAAGAUCCCCCAGACCUUCAGGAAGGCCGACGGCUCAGCUCCGGUUCUGCUCUCCCAGAAAACUCACGGCCGGCAACUCCUUCCCAAAGGAGUUUUUUGCAAAGAAAGGGAAAGUUCUCCAGGCCGGAGUUUGCCCUGAUGGCUGGAGAGGCCCCGGUGACCUUGUAUUUGCCUGGAUCAAUUGUGACCAAAAAAGCGAAGUCGUACUUGGCUCUCAGGGGCCUCUGUGUGGUGUUGCUGAGCGGGCAGUGCCUGGAGGUGAAAUGUGACGUCACAUCGACAGUGGGAGCUGUCUUUAGUGCCAUUGCACCGUUUGCCAGUCUCGGGGAGCUCACCUACUUUGGCUUGGCUUACCUGAAAGGUAAAGAGUUCUUUUUCUUGGAUGCUGAAACCAGGUUGUGCAAAAUAGCCCCUGAAGGCUGGAGUGAGCAGCCCCAGAAGAAGAGCUCCCCAAAUACCUUUGUGCUCUUUCUAAGGAUAAAGUUCUUCGUGAGUCACUAUGGGCUGCUCCAGCAUAGCUGGACAAGGCACCAAUUUUACCUGCAACUUCGGAAAGACAUCCUGGAGGAGAAGCUGUAUUGCAACGAUGAGACGCUGUUGCAGCUGGGGGUCCUUGCUCUGCAGGCUGAAUUUGGCAGUUACCCAGAGGAGGUAGAGAGCAAAGCCUAUUUUCGAGUUGAAGAUUAUGUCCCUGCAAGUCUCAUUGAGAGGAUGACGGCUCUCCGGGUCCAAGUCGAAGUCUCAGAGAUGCACCGGCUGAGCCCUGUGCUUUGGGGAGAGGAUGCUGAGCUGGAGUUCUUGAGGGUCGCUCAGCAGCUCCCAGAAUAUGGUGUGUUGGUAUACCAGGUUCUCCCAGAGAAGACAAGGCUGGAAGGGGAAAUGGCCUUGGGGAUCUGUGCCAAGGGUGUCAUUGUAUACGAAGUGAGAAACAACAGCAGAAUCGCAACCUCACGGUUUCAGUGGAGAGAAAUUGAAAAGAUUUUGGCUUAUCGAAAGAAGUUCAUCAUCACAAGCAGCGUCACUGGGAAAAAGCAUGUAUUUGUCGCUGAUUCAGUCAAGACCUGUAAAUAUUUGCUGGGCCUGUGCUGCGCCCAGCAUGGGUUUAAUGCUCAGAUGAGUUCUCCUGGAGUUACAAGGGUUUUGUUUGACUCUAAUAAGUGUGUACAAAUGGGCAGUCUGAGUCUUGCACACCUGCCCCAGUCCAACCAACUCACUUGGAUUCAGAGACUGUCGUGCUCAGAAAACGCGCUGUUCAUACCCGGGCUGGAGGAUGCCGCAGGAGGCCUGCUGCGCAGGUCACUGGACAACUUCACCAUGGACACCAGCAAGGGGACAGGGGCACAAGGACUCAGAGGCAGCCCCUGCCUUGGCCGAGAGCAGCUGGAGCGCCUCUGUUUGAUUCAGAAGCCAACAACUUGUGACCCUCUCUCCAGGCAGCCUGCUCAGAGCACGCGCACAGGAUCACGAAAUAACAGGAGAAGGAGCUUCAUAGCUGAACCAGAUGGAGAAAUUGUGCACGUGACUCUGAGCCGGGACCCACACCGUGGUUUUGGUUUUGUGAUUAAUGAGGGGGAAGAUGUAGGCAAAGUCGAUCCCGGCAUCUUUAUAUCUUCUAUUAUCCCUGGGGGACCAGCUGAAAAAGCCAAAAAGAUCAAACCAGGAGGGCAGAUACUAGCCCUGAAUCACAUCAGUCUGGAGGGCUUCACAUUCGAUAUGGCUGUUAGGAUGAUUCAGAAUUCUCCUGACACCAUAGAAUUAAUCAUUUCUCAGUCAAAAGGUGUUUGCGGCAAUACCUCAAGCGAGGAGAAGAAUAGCGCAGCCAAUUCAGGGGUAUUCUCUACAGACAGCCUGAGCGAUGGGCCCCGGGGAAGUUUUUCAUCACACACACAAGACCGGGAGAGAAACAUCGAAGAACUGGAAGUGGCUCAGACUCAGAGCGUAAUGCCCAGGUUGAGGCCUCAGCUGUCUGCUCUGCCAUUCAAGGGUGCUGGUUCUUUCUGUCCUCCAUCACCUUCAGAAACCACGGCCAGUGAAAUUUACUUCGUGGAGCUGGUUAAAGAAGACGGGACACUUGGAUUCAGUGUGACUGGAGGAAUUAACACAAGCGUGUUCUGUGGAGGUAUCUACGUGAAAUCCAUUGUUCCUGGAGGGCCAGCUGCCAAGGAAGGGCGGAUCCUGCAGGGUGACCGGCUCUUGCAGGUGGAUGGAGUGAGUCUGUGUGGCCUCACCCACAAGCAGGCUGUGCAGUGCCUCAAGGGCUCUGGACAGGUUGCAAGACUGGUCUUAGAGAGAAGAGGCCCCAGGAUUGCACAGCAGUGUCCUUCUGCUAAUGACAGGAUGGGAGAGGAGUGCACGGCUGUUUCCUUGGCAACAGUCUCGCCUGGAAGGCCCGCAAGCAGUGUCUCGGCGACAGAUGGCCCCAAGUUUGAAGUCAAGCUAAAAAAGAAUGCCAGUGGCUUGGGAUUCAGUUUUGUGCAGAUGGAGAGCGAGCACUGCGGCCACCUCAAGAAUGGUCUCGUGAUGGUUAAGCGGCUUUUCCCUGGGCAGCCGGCGGAGGAGAAUGGGGCCAUCGCAGUAGGUGACAUUAUCCUGGCUGUGAAUGGAAGGUCCACGGAAGGCCUGGACUUCCAGGAGGUGCUCCAUUUACUUCGAGGCGCUUCACAGCAAGUCACGCUCCUGCUUUGCCGACCCCCUCCAGGUGCGCUGCCUGAGAUGGACCAGGGCUGGCAGACACCUGUGCUCGUAGAAGACAAAGAAUUCCCCAGGGCAGCAUGCGCUGACUUGGAGCAGAGCCCCAGCCUGGAUCAGGGGGACAGCCGGAGGGACAGUGCCUCCCCAGACACAGGGGAGGGCCUGGGUCUCCGGCCAGAGUCUUUCCAACAAGCCACCCAAGAGGCACAACGGGACCAGGACACAGAGAGACCCUGGGCCACUUCCUUGACUGAUCCUCGGGAUUCCUUCCCUCAUCUAUGCAGACUUCACCAAGAAAUGGAGGCGUCAGCACUGGCUACCUCUUUGGAGAAGGAUUUGAGGCAAAACUGUGAUUCAGUUUGUGAUAUCGGGAGACUUGGAAGGAGUGUCCAUGAGAGUGACAGCGAGUGGGAAGACAUCGAGGAGGCUGAGGACACAGAUGAUGGCCCCCUCAGGUGGGUAGCACUGUGGGUGGAAUGA
Messenger RNA from Capra hircus (goat), 4047 nucleotides. It is a transcript of the gene FRMPD2, whose product is annotated as FERM and PDZ domain containing 2. Gene Ontology annotation, molecular function: protein binding. Bases 1 to 4047 code for a protein of 1348 amino acids. Gene Ontology annotation, cellular component: cytoskeleton. Lineage: Eukaryota; Metazoa; Chordata; Mammalia; Artiodactyla; Bovidae. The record is from RefSeq and is a predicted model, not a curated record. The transcript has 29 exons.